Lodderomyces theae is the source of this 2127-nucleotide messenger RNA. RefSeq names its product nitrogen permease regulating protein (gene NPR2). The record is from RefSeq and is a predicted model, not a curated record. Gene Ontology annotation, biological process: positive regulation of autophagy; negative regulation of TORC1 signaling. The transcript has a single exon. The coding region runs from base 1 to 2127 and encodes 708 amino acids. Gene Ontology annotation, cellular component: GATOR1 complex; vacuolar membrane. Gene Ontology annotation, molecular function: GTPase activator activity. NCBI's taxonomy places the organism in Eukaryota, Fungi, Ascomycota, Pichiomycetes, Serinales, Debaryomycetaceae.
AUGUCAGAUGGAUUUAUCCCUAUAGUCUCUAUCUUCUAUGCGGUAUUUCAUCCAACAGAGGGUACAAAAAUCGUACACCAGUUUCCAGAAAAUUUGAUAUCAACAAAUGCAUCAAUUGCCAAUGGAGGACUGGAAGAAGACGAUGAAGAGUUAAGCACUGGGUUAUUCAAUUUCGAUACUGUGAAAAACUACGUGAUACCAAAACCACAAUUAUGCAAUCAGUUACUUUCUUUUAAAAUCAACAAUUAUAAACUUAUUGGGUACCCCGUCAACAUGGUGAAUGAUCAUUAUGCAAGAAAUUCAUUCAACUUUAAUUUUUGUUUUGUUUUCAAUUACGAGUUGGGUGAUGUUAGUCCUUAUGAGCCGGCCAUAAAACGCAUGGGCCAAAUGUUUCAAGUCUUGGAAGAACAAAAUCUCAUAUUGAGUAAGUUGGAUAAAGAUAAUUCGUUUUACAAGGAUGGGAAAAGUGGUGUACAAGAGAUUAUGGAGUCGACUUUGAAAAUUGAUGAUUUGGAAUUGUAUGCCAGUGGAAGCGGGUCGAAGUUGCCGGCUGGCAGUGCUCCAUUGGCUGCCACUUCUGCAGAGAAUGAUGCCAGUGUGAAUGCGCCAGGCCAUUCGAAAACUAAGCGAAUCGCUUUGUCAUCGAUUGAAUCAUUGAUUCAGCAAAUUUAUCAAGAUUUGAACAAUUAUUCCGAGUGCUGUAUCCCUUUGGAUAGCUCAAAUUCUGUUGAUAUCAAGCUAUUUCCCUUGUUACCGCCCCCAAUCAACUUGAAAGCGUUCCAAAUACCCAUAGCCACCGUCAAGCUUAAAUCAUUAGUUGAUUUAAACUGGGAUCCAACAAUGGUGAAAAUACUUCCAUACAUUGAUGGAAUAAACUCAGUUAAACGGAUCAGUAAAUUGGCAGAUGCCAAUUAUCUUGUUACAAAGCAGUGUAUUCAACAUUUAAUGCAUUAUAACUGUAUUGAAUUGAUUGAUGUUUUCCAAUUCAGCAACAUAUAUGCCCCCACCAACAAUAUUGGUGAUUUUUUGAAAUCAGAUGCAAGAAUGGCUGAACAGUGCCAAGCAUACGUUGUGACCAAUGGGUCAGCGUCUGAUUCCAUGCGUACGUCAUCAUUCAACAAUACCCCAGCCCAAAAUUCACCCAAACCAAUAAAUGAAGGUGAUAGUAGUGGUAGUAGUACUUCACCACAAACCUUCAAUUUCAGACGUAGUAUGCCCUCGGGUGGCAGCACGUCUCCAUUUAUGAAACUGCAAAAUUUCCUAUCUCGAUCGCCCAAGUCCUUCUUUGCGCAGUAUUCCAAUGUCAAAGUGCCCACAAAGACGAGUUUAUUCCACUUGUAUCGAUCAUUGAACCAAGGCCAGACUGUUAAGGAAUGGUAUGUGCAGCACAAACAUUUGUUGGAAAACAUUGAUAUACGAAGAUUUAUCAAUUUUGGAGUACUACGAGGGAUCAUAUAUCGAGUGUAUUCUUAUCCUGUGCUUAAUGCAGUGACACGAUCGAUUGAAAGUGGUGAUUUGCUCCAACCAGAACAUAUCUUGAAGAAUAUGAAACGUAGGAUCAAACAAAAGGAGCACAGAUCAAAGCUGAUGGUGAUGCACAAGGGAGGAGAAACUGAUGAGCUGUUGUUGAGGACAAGAGUUCAUGAGCAAACUUUGAAGACGGAUACGAAUAGACGUGUAAGCUUCUCGUCUGUUGAUGAUAGGUCACAGCAACUGCAGCUGGUAAUCAAGCUGCAGAACCAGCUUGAUCAGUCUCGCAGGCACUGGAGUAUUAUGAGUGAAGUUGUGGAGGAAGAAAGUGACAGUUCGAGUGAAGAGUCUGAUAUUGGACUGAACCUGAGACGUAUCCUGGAAAAUAGCAGGAGAUCACAUAGGACAUCCAGCUCAAUAGGAUCUGAUAAGAUCAUAGAUAGGGUGGAUGACAGAGAUAGAGAAGGAGAAGAAGACACUGGUGGAUCUGACGACGAGGAUGAUGAUGAAGAGGAAGAGGAGCAAAUGAUAUACUUGAUAAAGAUGUUGAAGGGGUUUCAACAUUUUGAUUCAAUUUGUACAGAGUUGCAAAAGUCACGUACUGAGGUUGAAAAGAUGAUUGAGAAAUUGGGGUCUUUCAGUGUUGUCAAUUGUUGA